GACGUAAAUUCUCUGCGACGGCAGCUCAUUCUUCUUCCUCGGUCGCAUGAAAACAUGCUGCGCUGUUGAUAGGGGGAACUAUUGAAGAAAGGGUUUGUUUAUUUUUUUACAAACAACAUCGUGUGGAAAUGCCAGUGUGCAAUUUCUUUCUUCAGGGACGUUGUCGUUAUGGCGAAAAAUGUUGGAAUGAACACCCGAGGGGGGGAAGCCGAGGAGGAGGAGGAGGAGGAGGUGGUGGAGGUGGUGGAGGAGGUGGAGGAGGAUACAACAACAACAACACCAACUACAACCGCUCCUCUGCUCAACAACAGCCCAGAGGAGGAGGUGGAGGGUAUGGAAACCGAGUGUGGGUGAAUCCUUCACAGCAAAAAGGAGGCUAUAUCCAGCCUUCAUCCUUCUCCUCUCAAGGGAGCAAUGACUGGGGAGGUGGAGGAGGUGGAGGAGGAGGGAAUGACUGGGGAGGGAAUGACUGGGGUCAAGCAGGAGGUGCAGGGAGAAGAGACAACUUGAAGUCCUCUGAAUUCAGCUUCUCUAAUCAGAACAGAUUUUCAUCGCUGGCUCCGUCCAGUACCUUUGACAGAGGAGGAAGAGGAGGUGGAGGGCAGCAGGUGCCGACUGGAGAUGAAGAUGAUGACAAAAAACUGGAGAUCAUUCAGAUGGACAUGGACAUUUGGGAAAGCUCAGGACAGUGGAGGUUCUCGUGUUACUCGGGCUCAAAGGACCCUUUAUCUGGUUUCACUGACCUCUCUCCUGAAGAGCUCAGGCUGGAGUUUAACGCCACAAGAGUCUCAGGAGAUCUGCAGAGUUAUGUUAACGGGGUCAACCAGUUGUUCAACCAGUGGAGAAGCAGAGUCCAGGAGCUGAAAGUCAUGAGUCCAGCCACCCGCACAGCUGUGCUUGCAGAGUUAAACAACCCAGCACCUCAGGCAUCGUCAGGCGGCUUCGAUUCAGGGACAGUGACUGGAUUCGGAUCCUCUUCAUCUGGCUUCGAAAGCAAAGGUUUUGGAGCUGCAGCACCAGCCCAGGCCAGCACUUUCAGCUUUGCUGCUCCCAGUGGGGGAUUUGGUUCCUCAGCACCACCGCCAUCAUCGUCCGCAGGUUUUGGCAGUGCCUUAGCUGCGCCUACACAGCCUCCCUCUGGGUUUGGUCAGUCCUCCUCGGCCCCCUCUGCUCCCUCAGCUUCUUCUUUCUCCUUCAACUCUACAACUACAAGCACGCCGGCAGCCACUUCAGGAUUCGGCUCGGCCUCCGGGUUCAGCUUCUCCUCGACAGCCGGCACAGGAGGAGGAUUCGGAGGCGGUUUCGGGGCCGGAGCACCAGCAGCAUCAGCAGGAAGCAGCAGCGGUUUUGGUCAAUCUGCUCCACCUGCAGCAGGAGGUGGGUCCGCUGGCGGGGCGUCAGACUGUCUUUUUUCACCAGCGAGCGAACUGACUCCAGAGGAACUGAACCAGUUUAAGGCGAAGAAGUUCACUCUAGGCCAGAUCCCUUUAAAACCUCCUCCAGUAGACAUGUUGACAGUAUGAUGCUUUGGGAAAAACCUCCAAGAAGUUUAUGAAAUAAAACAAUAAUUUAUACAAAGCUAAGAUUUCUUAUCAGUUCCUUCUGAGUAGUGCUACAUUUAAACCAAUGUGGUUAUACUCUUUAUAAACAUAUGGCUUAUAUAAGGGGGGAACUUUCUUUGUUUACAUCUUAGAUUUUUGUGUGAAUGCAAAGUGUGCUUCAUAUAAAGCUGCUUAAACACA
Molecule: messenger RNA, 1742 nt
Organism: Labrus mixtus (cuckoo wrasse)
Lineage: Eukaryota; Metazoa; Chordata; Actinopteri; Labriformes; Labridae
Gene: nup42
Product: nucleoporin 42
Exons: 8
Coding region: 129-1523 (464 amino acids)
Cellular component (GO): nuclear envelope
Molecular function (GO): metal ion binding; nuclear export signal receptor activity
Source: RefSeq, a predicted model, not a curated record